CCCCAGGAGUCCGGCAGGCGGUGCAGUGGAGAGAGGGCGUAACCGGAAGUGGGUUGCGUUUUAAUAGCUGAGACUGUAGUCAAGGAAGGAGGCAACUGAGCGCAGUGUGAGUGAGGAGCAGGUGAGGAGCAGCUCUCUGUCCUUUUCCCAGAAGAGCCAAAAAUGAACAAGUUCCUGAGAGUAGUAUCCUUUGAGGAUGUAACUGUAGACUUCAGCAAGGAGGAAUGGCAGCACCUGGAUAUUGCCCAGAAGAGCCUGUACAGGGAUGUGAUGCUGGAGAACUAUUUCAACCUGGUCUCAGUGGGAUGUCAGAUUCCCAACCCAGAAGUCAUCUUCAGCUGGGAGCCAGGAGAAGACCCAUGUUCACUGGGAAGUGAGAACUCAAGUCACAGCUAUCCAGGUGGGAAUAUUGGUUUUGAGACUUCACAACAGGAACUGUCUGAAGAAUUUUUUUUCCAGUCUGACAGAAUUCAUCUGUUUAUAAGAUAUUUAGAAUUGUGGAAUGAUGAUAAAUGGAAAAGGAGAUAUGAGGAAAACCAAAACAGACCUUUAAAUCAUGUUGCCUUCACUAACAAGGAAACACUAGCUAAUGAGAUAGACUGUGGGAACACAGGAAAAAUUGUUCCUGUACAUACACACCUUGUUUCCUCAAGGAAAGAAUUCCACCACAGUAGCUCAUUUGGAAUGAGUUUGAAGGCUGUUGCAAGCUUAUAUAGUCACCAUAGAAAUGAUGCCACAGAAUAUCUUGAGAAGAUUAUUGGAUAUGGUGAUAUAUUUACUCCUAUUAAUUCUCAUCCAGAAAUGAAUGUGUGUGAAACUAAGCAGUGUAGGGAACUUCUGAACCCCAAGCAAGGUCUUACUCAACAUAAGAAAAUUCAUCCUGGGGAGAACUUUAAUUUUUUUUAUGACUUUGUUAAAGAUUUCACUCAGAAGUCACCCUUAUUUGCAUGUCAGAAAAUUUAUGCUGAAAAACAGCAAGAGCAUAGCAAAUGUAAGACAGCCUUCAUUCAGAAGCCCCAGAAUGCUGUACCUCAAAGGAUCUUUAUUGGAAAAAAACCCUUUAUGCCCGCAGAAUUUGGAAAGGAUUAUAUACACAAGUCAAGUAGUCAGAAAAUUCAUAAUGAAGAAAAUUACUAUAAACACAGUGAAUAUGGAAGAGGCUGUACCCAGAAGUCUGAUCUGUCCAGUUGUCCGCGAAAUCUUACUGGAGAACUCUAUGAAUAUGGUCAGUGUGGAAAAAACUUCCCUCAUAAUUCAAAACUCACCAUACAUAAGGAAGUUCCUACCAGAGGGAAACAUUUUGAAUGCACUGAAUGUGGAAAAGCCUUUACAAGGAAAUCAACACUAAGUAUGCAUCAGAAAAUUCAUACAGGAGAAAAACCCUAUGUAUGUACUGAAUGUGGGAAGGCUUUUAUCCGGAAGUCACAUUUCAUCACACAUGAAAGAAUUCAUACUGGAGAGAAGCCCUAUGCAUGCAGUGACUGUGGGAAAUCAUUUAUAAAAAAGUCACAACUCCUUGUGCAUCAGCGGAUUCACACAGGAGAGAAUCCUUUCAUCUGUUCAGAAUGUGGGAAGGUCUUCACUCACAAGACAAAUCUCAUUAUACACCAGAAAAUUCAUACUGGAGAGAGACCCUAUAUAUGUGCUGAAUGUGGGAAGGCCUUUACUGAUAGGUCAAAUCUCAUUAAACACCAAAAAAUUCACACUGGGGAGAAACCCUACAAAUGUGGUGAUUGUGGGAAAUCAUUCACAUGGAAAUCACGGCUCAGAAUCCAUCAGAAGUGUCACACUGGUGAGAGGCAUUAUGAGUGCAGUGACUGUGGGAAGGCAUUCAUUCAGAAGUCAACACUUAGUAUGCACCAGAGAAUCCACAAAGGAGAAAAACCCUAUGUUUGCACUGAAUGUGGGAAGGCCUUCUUCCACAAGUCACACUUUAUUACACAUGAGAGGAUUCAUACUGGAGAGAAACCCUAUGAAUGCAGUGGCUGUGGGAAAUCUUUCAGUAAGAAAUCACAACUCCAUGUUCAUCAGCAAAUUCAUACCGGAGAGAAACCAUAUAGAUGUGCUGAAUGUGGAAAGGCAUUCACAGACAGAUCAAACCUCUUUACACACCAGAAAAUUCACACUGGAGAGAAACCCUACAAGUGUAGUGACUGUGGAAAAGCCUUCACUCGGAAGUCAGGCCUCCAUAUACAUCAGCAGUCCCAUACUGGAGAAAGACAUUAUGAAUGCAGUGACUGUGGGAAAGCCUUUGCAAGGAAAUCAACACUUACUAUGCAUCAGAGAAUUCACACAGGAGAGAAACCUUAUAUUUGUACUGAGUGUGGGAAAUCCUUCAUCCAGAAGUCACACUUGAAUAGACAUAGGAGAAUUCAUACUGGAGAGAAACCCUAUGAAUGCAGUGUCUGUGGGAAAGCCUUCAUUAAGAAAUCACAGCUCCAUGAACACCAUCGAAUUCACACAGGAGAGAAACCAUAUAUAUGUGCUCAAUGUGGAAAGGCCUUUACUAUUAGAUCAAAUCUUAUUAAGCACCAGAAAAUCCACACUAAACAGAAGCCCUAUAAAUGCAGUGAUGUGGGGAAAGCCUUAAACUGGAAGCCACAACUUACAAGUCAACUCACUAUAAAUCAGAAGUCUGAUAUUGGGAAAAUAGAGUGCCCAGUGCCACAAUCAUAGCAUGGUAAUACAAAGAAAUCAGAGGCUACAGUUUGAACAAGAAGCAAGAGGUACCCAUGGCUCACCUACCACCUCCAGUAUAGUUAAAAUAUCUGCAUCAUAUGGCUGAUAUUCAUUGUCAUUUGGGGAGAUACUUUGGAGAAAGUAUCUUAAUAAGCAAUGUGUCAUGGUCAUCCUUGGUUACUUGACAGAUUGAAAGGCCCUAGUAAAUAAUAGUAAAGAUGGAAAAUGUAGGUGACAUGGUGCAUGCCUACAGUCCUGGGUACUCACAGUCUGAGGCAGGAGGAUCACUUGAGCCUGGGAAUUUGAGACCAACUUGGGUAACAUAUAAAAUGUAAAGAGAUGACUUACAAUCUCUUUUUUUUAAUGGCAAAAACUAUUUGGUAGUUACAAAGAAAAAAGGUUCAUAAUAUGAGUAGAGUGGUGAGAAAAUUUUCAUUAUCUAAGUCCCCGUAAAGAGACUGAGGUCAUGGCAGAAGUUAAUUAAUUCAUGUCUGUAAUGAGAAGAAAACAGAAGGUUUUGUGAAAAUUGACACUGGGGACUGUACUUUUUCUUUGGGAAAUCAUUAUUUCUUGUUUUUAGCACUUAAUGGUAAAUGCUGUUCCACUAGGUUCCAGAAAGUCUAAAUGGCUUCCUGCCUGUAUCCCAGAAUUGAUCAACGAUGUGAGCAGCAGUCUUAUAACUACUUGUAACCUCAGAACUGGCCCUUGGGUCACAGAAUUUAGCCACAGGGUCCUAGACCUAGGUAACAGCAUUUUCAGCCCUCAAUUUUUUCAUAAAAAGUGGCACGUUCUUAAUGGUUUCUAUUUGAAGAAGGGAUAAAUUAAGAAAAAUGGGUUCCAAAACUUAGAAUUCUUUUCCUUCAGUUUUGUUAAUAUAUAUUCUAUACAUUCGUUACAGGCUAGAUUACCACAGAGUACAAUUGUCUUGCAUUUUAGCUUGUUUUUUUAAUAAGAUAAAAUACAGUUCAACAUUUGGAAAAGUACCCUUCCUAUCUCUUCCAUUCUCUACAAAUAAUCAUAUUUAAUCAGAUGCUGAAAUGUUAUAAUCUUGCAGAAUAACUGCAUGUCUUUUGUUUAUAACUACCAAUUUUUGUUUUAUAUAUUGAGUCUUCUUUGUAACAUACAUUCAAAUUUAGAAUUGUUAUAAUUUUCCUCAUUAACUGAAA
Chinchilla lanigera (long-tailed chinchilla) is the source of this 3845-nucleotide messenger RNA. RefSeq names its product zinc finger protein 484 (gene Znf484). The coding region runs from base 163 to 2676 and encodes 837 amino acids. NCBI's taxonomy places the organism in Eukaryota, Metazoa, Chordata, Mammalia, Rodentia, Chinchillidae. Gene Ontology annotation, biological process: regulation of immune system process; negative regulation of transcription by RNA polymerase II; regulation of cytokine production. The transcript is spliced from 5 exons. The record is from RefSeq and is a predicted model, not a curated record.